GUCGCGACUCGGAAGUAUCCAAAUAUGGAGAAGAAGAAAAGCCAAGAAAUGAAAUGACAAUUACGCCCCUAUAUGGACAUAAGCAUCAACGUUGGCGACCUGGACCAGGCCGAGCACGGUGUUGAACACGGUGCCGACUGCGCGGAGGGUGCCGACAAGGAGACCAGUGGUGGCGGAAAGCACAGGGCAGACAGCGGCAUCGAGCGGAAGCUUGAUGUUGAUGUUGCAUGGAAUCAGCGGCGAGCCAAGGAGGAGCCCCGGAAGAGCAGGUAUGGUGAUGGUGUAUCCUCCAGUGGCGUUGGUGGUGCCAAUGCCAACGACGGUGCUGUGCAGCCCAAGAAUGGUGCAGUUCAACCGGACCCCCACGUUAGCCAGGCCUUGGCCGGGGCAGUUGCCGCUGCCUGUGCAGCAAAGGAGGCCGUUCACGGUCAGACCAUUCAAGAUUUAACCUGAGGAUGGGCUUGCGCCGCCCAAGAGGAUGAGAGCGGCGACAAAGACGAGGAGGGUGGUGGGGUUACAGGCCAUUGCUGGUGGUAGUGGUGUGGGGAUUUUAUGUGGUUCUAGUAAGCAAGUUUGCUUGUUGAGUUUUGGUGUUUGUAGUAUGUGGGAAACUAGUCCUAUUUAUACAGUCCAGUGUGUGUCUUCAACUUGUGCAAUAUAUCCCCUCUAUGCCUCAAGCUCCAGGCACAGAUGCUAUAAAAGAAAAUUUUAUAAUAAAA
Molecule: messenger RNA, 719 nt
Organism: Salvia splendens (bonfire salvia)
Lineage: Eukaryota; Viridiplantae; Streptophyta; Magnoliopsida; Lamiales; Lamiaceae
Exons: 2
Coding region: 73-453 (126 amino acids)
Source: RefSeq, a predicted model, not a curated record